AUGCCGUCCACCCAAAAGCCCGCCAUCCUUCUCGUUCACGGCGCCUGGCAUGGCUCCUGGGCCUGGAAACACCAAAUCCCUGAGCUGGAGUCCCUUGGAUACAUCACUCAAAAUCUAGAUCUUCCUUCAGUAUCCGGUGUACCAGGCAAGACGCAACUGGACGAUGCAGCGCACGUGCGACGUGUCCUGGAACCACUCGUAGCCGAAGGCAAGCAAGUCGUCGUGCUGGCGCAUUCAUAUGGUGGACCAAUCGCCUGCGGGGCUAUCACCGGACUGUCUGUCGCCGAUCGGGCCAGGGACAAGCUGCCAGGUGGAGUCUUGGGCUUCAUCAACCUUUGCGGGUACAUAUUUCCGGGAGGCAUGGAUCAAGGCGCUAUUAUUCGCAGCCUAGGUGGCCUUCCUUACGUCAAAUGGGAUACCCCUUCUCCCGGACUCUUUGUCGCCAAAGACCCUGGUAGUCUGUUCUACCGACCCGAUGUUUCGGACCAGCAGGCACAAUGGGCUCUGUCUCAGCUGCAGCCACAGAGCAUGGCUGCCAACAUGGGCAUCGUUCCUCCUCAAGCAUGGCAGGAAGAGGCUUAUAAAGGUCGCUUGGCGUAUAUCAAAGCGAUAGAGGAUGCCGUCAUUCCCCUUUCCGACCAGGAUAGCAUGAUUUCUUCGAGCGGAGGGAACGGAGCUUGGAAUAUUCGUGUCUUAGAGGGAUCUGGGCAUAGUCCGCAGAUUUCUCGACCCAGUGAGGUUGCACAGGCAGUUGAUAGCUUGAUUCAAGACUUUUAG
Fusarium fujikuroi IMI 58289 is the source of this 777-nucleotide messenger RNA. RefSeq lists its product as uncharacterized. Lineage: Eukaryota; Fungi; Ascomycota; Sordariomycetes; Hypocreales; Nectriaceae. Bases 1 to 777 code for a protein of 258 amino acids. The record is from RefSeq and is a predicted model, not a curated record. The transcript has a single exon.